This is a messenger RNA of Rhopilema esculentum, 3284 nucleotides long. RefSeq names its product neuropeptide FF receptor 2-like. NCBI's taxonomy places the organism in Eukaryota, Metazoa, Cnidaria, Scyphozoa, Rhizostomeae, Rhizostomatidae. Gene Ontology annotation, biological process: G protein-coupled receptor signaling pathway. The record is from RefSeq and is a predicted model, not a curated record. Gene Ontology annotation, cellular component: plasma membrane. Gene Ontology annotation, molecular function: G protein-coupled receptor activity.
AGUUACUUUAAAAAGAUCCUGCAGAAUUAAUUAUACCAAUGAAAUAUUAUUUCAUCAAAAAGUGCACGCUACGCUGUUUUAAAUGAAUCUCUUGAUGUUACCCUCCGGGUGCAUUUUUUUCUAAGAGGUAAUGGAGGAUGAACAGAAAGCUUAAUAGGUCGUGGAUAUAAACUUUACAUGAAUGUUUACGUUUUUAUUAUGAGUGAUUUUGAUAUCUUAUGGAUUUCAGCGAUUGAAAUGCAAAGAAUAAUCGCAAGUCAUCAAUCAACAAUUUUUCUUCGACAUAAUCUUUAUCAAAUGCACCAUGAUCUGUGGAUCAACAAAUCGACUCAGUUCACUAAUUCACUUCGAGAAUUAACCAAACAUGAUAGAGAAAACGGAGCACAGAAAUUGCAUCGAGUAAUGAAAAUUUUGGAUUGGCUUCAAGGAGGACUGACCCUGCCUUUAUGAUUUCAUCCACAUCUGAUAGCGAAAGCUAUGCGGCUCCUUUGUUUUGGAAGCUGACCUCUUUCAUGUAUGUCCUCUUUGUGGUGGGAUUGUACUCGGUUUAGGACAAUCAUGUGUUGUCCAGCAACACAGAAUGAUCACUGCACCUUAAUGGAAAGAGACGUGUAAAUGGCAGGGCGCAAUGCAUGUGUAUUAGAAACAUAGUUAUCGUCUGAUGAAUGGCCUACAAAGAACGUACAACUGACCGCCGAGCCUGCGGUGUAUGACUGUCUUUGUCAGCGCCGAUAAACUCAAAGCUCUUGUCAUUGGAGACCUGUUAAAUAGUUCAUACGUUGGUUACCAUCUGUUGCGUUCAGGGAUGUGAAAUGCUAAACUUGUGUUUACUGUGUGAUUGGAACUGAAAUCACAUCAGCUGUUGAUAACGUCGUGUGUUGGCUAAACCGAAGAUUGCAAAUCGAAGAAUUUGCUGUUGCGGAGCAGAUAGGGAUUUGGAAAUCGAGAGACGCCUUAACUGCGAGAGACCGUUACUGAUUACAAAAUUUUGAAUGAAUGCAACAUAUUUUGUUUGAGGAGUUUUCUUGUUGUUUUGCUUUUGGUAGAGUUAGCGGAACUUAAUGUGCGCGAAUGCAAUAUCAAAUAACAGUUUCAUUGAAUUGUUUUUGGCUUUUUUCACCAUGUGCUGAUCUGCUUUUCGCCGCCAAGUUGAUUCCUGAACACAGCUGCCACAACUACAGCAGAAGCCGAAACAUGAGGUUAGCAAGGUAUCUUAAAAAAUUAAUGAACGAGAUAAUUCGAAAUCACUACAUCUUCUUUGUGAACACAAUUGCGAGAAAAGACCGCAAAGGGAGAGAGGAAAUUAUUUCAAUUCAUUUACACUAAAAUUUCAUAAAAGAUUAUUCCAUUUAAGUUCACUAAAAACAACGUUAAUUUGUAAAUAAAGUGCGACAAAAAGCUGAUCGAUGGUCUCUUCAUGGAUUUGCUUCAAUGAUCAACUCAGAAGAUCGGGUUAAGUUUAACGGAGAUUUGAGAAGUGGUUCUUUUCGUUGGUGAUCUACUUGUUGCUGCACGCUACACUGCCUCACGGUUAGUACUGCGGUUACGAUGGGUGUUACUGACGCAUACGGUCCGAAUAGAAAUGGUAUAAUAUUUAGUCGCUCCAUAGACAUUGCCAUUAACACAACUUAUGUUAUUCUAACCUUGAUCAACUUCGUCGGGAAUACAGCAAUCAUAUUCUUGAUUUCACGACAUCGCCAGCUUCGAACAACGGUUAAUAUUCUGCUGUUGAAUCUCAGCUUAUCUGAUAUCGUUGGCGGCAUUGGUGUCUACCCUUACAUUUUUGUGACAAAUAUGUCCAGCAUCUCAGUUAACGAAUCUCACCUGCAAAUGAUUUGCAGUUUAACAGAGGGUCUUUCUAUAUUCUUUUUGGCAUCAGGAGUUGGCUUGAUGACUCUCUGUGCAGUUUCGUUCUAUCGAUAUAGCAUCAUUCGUUUCCCGCUUCAGGCCAUAUGGACUCGAUCGAAACGAACAGUCGAAACAAUCAUCGCUCUUAUGUGGACAUUGAGUAUUGUAUUUAUUGCACCGGCAGCCAUAUCCUAUCGAUAUUCGCAGGAUUUCGACGUCUGUAAGAGAGACUGGCGAUACGUAAACGGCGAUGUUUACCGAGGCGUAACGCUAGUGGUCGUAAUCAUAAUUCCUAUAGCGUUUAUGUUCCUUUGCUACAUCUCAUUAAGGCGUGCACGUCGGAAAAUCACAUUUCGACGGCAUAGCACGGCCUGUCGUAUCAAGAUGAUGAAAAGAAGCGAAAAGCUUGUUGCUCUUCUUAUUGCAAACUUUGUACUCUGUUGGGCCCCGUUUUUGAUCUAUUGGGGCAUGAGAAUGUUCAGCUCACAGUUUCCGGAUACUUACGACGGACACACAAAUACCCUGAAAUGGGUUCGCGUAACUGUCAUAUUUGCAGUCGUUAACGGUUCAGUUGACCCGUUCCUACUUGCAGCCAGUAGCAAAGAAAUCAGAAAUAAAUUUAAAAAGCUGAUAUUUAGAAUGCUUCGGGUUGGACAAACAAGCACCACUGUAGUCAGAUUUAGAUUAAAACGCCCUGCACGCAUAUUCACUGUAUAGAAAUAGUUAUUUUGCUUUUGGAUAAACAAAGGUUUUAAGAUUUUUGAUCUUGCCUCUUUAAUUUGAUUCAAGAUGCAUAUAGAUUAAGAUGUUUUUUUUCGGUUUUUGGUUGCUCUUGGUUAGUUUUUGUUGGGAUACUUUCAUAGAUUACGGUUUUGCUGUAUAAAUUAUUUAUCUUGUUUGAGAUCAACAUUCAUUAGGAUAGUUUCUAAAUACUUCAAAGUUUGAAACUAUCUUGGAAGGUUUUUUGUAGAUAGUGGUUAUAUAAUGAUGUGAUUGACAAACAUCAUUUUAUUGGGAAAUCAUUUUGGGGGAAAAGUAUAUUUUUGUGACUAUAUUUUGUGACUGACAGUUAAACGAGCCAUUUGACAGUACGUUCCUUUCAUUGUUGGUAUCGUCUGAAUUAAACGUCUUGCAUAAUUUUCAUGGAACCUAUAAAUUCUGUUGUGGGAAAAAUUUUUCAAAUACAUGAUGACUAAAAUGGGAAAGUUUUCGAAGUUUUAUAAUGUCAAGAGCCGUUAAACAAGUGAGAAGAUUAAUUUUGAUCUCGUGACUAUAAGUGAUUUUGUGGGAAAAUGGAUAUAGAUUACCAACAGCUAUUUUGGCAGAUAUUCCUAACUUGGACUUGUUAUUUUCACCUUUUAUUGUUAAUCUAUAUUUUAUUAUGGUAUUGCAUAUGUGCAUAAACUUCGAUACAUGAUUUUUUUUCUACCAUCUUA